Salpingoeca rosetta is the source of this 2241-nucleotide messenger RNA. RefSeq lists its product as uncharacterized. The coding region runs from base 127 to 2241 and encodes 704 amino acids. The record is from RefSeq and is a predicted model, not a curated record. Gene Ontology annotation, biological process: N-terminal peptidyl-methionine acetylation. Lineage: Eukaryota; Choanoflagellata; Craspedida; Salpingoecidae. Gene Ontology annotation, cellular component: cytoplasm. Gene Ontology annotation, molecular function: protein binding; protein-N-terminal amino-acid acetyltransferase activity. The transcript is spliced from 19 exons.
UCCGCCGUGGCCGCAUGCUGUUCUGACUGCUGCUGUUGUGUCCCUUUCUCGCACAGCAACCAACCACCAACAACCAACCCCACGCUGCUUCGUUUUGCGCACUGACAGUCGCCACCACAUACAGCCAUGAGCCGCACCUUGCCUGAGGGGUCCAAGGAGGCCUCCCUGUUCCGGAAGAUGCUGCGGAGCUAUGAAUCCAAGCAGUACAAAGCAGGGCUCAAGUGCGCCAAGAGCAUCCUCGAGAGGAAGCCAAAGCAUGGCGAGACCUUGGCCAUGCAGGCGCUUAUCACCAACGCCAUGGAUAAGCACGACGAGGCCAUGGAGCUGUGCCACGAAGCCGUGAAGGCUGACCUUGGCUCCGGUAUGUGCUGGCACGUCCGCGGUAUUCUGUACCGUCAGAAGUGCGACUACGACCAGGCCCUCCGCAGCUUCCUCAGAGCAGCACAAAUCGAGGCGGAGAACCAGACCAUCUUGCGUGACCUGUCCCACCUCCAAGUGCAAGUCCGCGAUUAUGAAGGCUUCCGGGACACGCGUCGCAAGUUCCUUGAGCUCCGCGGCGGCGUCCGCGCCUCCUGGCUCGGGUACGGCGUUGCACAGCACAUGACGGGCGAGAUUUCGGGCGCCAUUGAGACCAUGACGCAAUAUCUUGGGCUGCAGGACGACGCCAACACGAACGCGUACGAAACAUCGGAGAUGCACAUGUACGUCGUGAUGCUGAUGAUGGCGAACAACGAACACGACCGUGCGCUGACAUACCUGAACGACUACGAGGAGAAGAUUGUUGACCGGCGCAGUAUUGAGGAGACGCGCGCACAGCUCCUCCUCAACCUCAACAGGCACCAGGACCGCCUCGGGCAGCGGGACGAUGCGCUGGCCACCAUCCGCCGCGCCAUCGACCACACCCCGACCGUCGUCGAGCUCUACAUGGUCGAGGGCCGCAUCCUCAAGCACCUUGGGCGGCUGGACGAGGCUGCGACGCAGGUUGACUUUGCACGGCAGCUGGACACGGCGGACCGCUUCAUCAACUCCAAGGCCGCAAAGUAUCUUCUCCGCGCAGGCCGUAUUGAGGAGGGGCAGACCAUUGCUGGCCUCUUUGCCCGCGAGACGCGCAACACCGACCCCCUUAACCAACUCCGUGACAUGCAGUGCAGCUGGUACGAGCUGGAAUGCGCAAAGGCGUAUUUGGCAAAGGGCGACCUAGGCAACGCACUCGCCCACCUGCAUGCUGUGAAGAGCUUCUACAAGCAGCUUGUGGACGACCAGUUUGACUUCCACAGCUACUGCCUGCGCAAGGUCAACCUCCGUGCGUACACCAGGCUGCUCAAAUAUGAGGACGAGGCGUAUUUCCACAAGCGCUACGUGCAGACGGCCGCGUACGCCUGCAGCGUCUACGCAGAGCUCCACAACAACCCCUUUGGUUCCGCAAAGGAGCGCGAGGAGCAAGAGAGGCUUGCAAAGAUGAGCGAGUCUGAGCGCAAGAAGUACCUGAGCAAGCAACGCAAGGCAGCAAAGAAGGGGGCCGGCAAGGGUGCAAACCACCACAACGCGCGCGGCAAGAAGGGUGCCCAGCAGGACAACAAGAACAAGGACAAGGAGCAGAAGGGAAAGAAGAGCAAGACCCCGCAGUGGAACCCCAACGAGCUCGUCCAGACAUCAAAGGCGCUCGACGACGCCCUCGUCUUCCUCCAACCGCUUCUCAACUUCCCUGCGGUUGAAGGGAUGGAAUCGCUGCUUGAGCCUGCCGUCGAUGUUCUCGUCCGCCGCAAGCGCCCGCUCCUCGUCAUCAAGGCCCUCCGUACAAUGACCACAACAGACGUGCCGCGCCACGUGCUGAUUGCGUCUACGCUCAAGUUGAUGCGCUUCAUCUCCACCAAUGCCGACGCUAUCAACCCGACUGUCCGCGAGAUCAUCGACGAAGAGCUGCCGCAGCUGGUGGAGAACAAGUCCGAGCAGGAUCUGCGGAAGGAGCUUGAGGACCUUGCAUCCAAGUCGCUGGCAGCGUUCGCGUGCGCACAGUUGCUGAAGAGGAGCGAGGGUGUGUCGACGUCUGACGUGAUUGCUGCCAUCACAGACAAGGCCGCCUCCCUCCCCGCCACCCUUGACGAGGCUGCGGCGGUGUGGCUGAGCGUGGCAAAUGUGCAGGAUAUGCAUGCAGGCAAGAGCGAACUCCGUGCUGCUCUUCAGAAGCGCUUCCCCGAUGCCCAUGUCUUCACGCAGCACCAGCUGGGCGCCACAGCGUGA